UAGUUGUUUACCUUUUUUCUAACAAAAAACAAAAUAUAUUAUAUGAAUAAAACAUAAAACAAUUAAUUGUAAACGUCCCGACAAAUGCAGGAGUGUAGGGUAAAAAACAUGUAAGAGUGCGCGCUGCCUAACCUUUCACACCGCUCGCAUCGGCACGCUUUUUGCUGCCAAAAUCCCCCCCAACCCCUGUGCGCUGGCUGGGGAGCAUUUUAAGUUUGGAUUUGCAGAAACUACGGCCCGGAGACCGCUGGCUAGUCAUGGAGGAGGACGUGGGGCUGCCGGAGCCCAGUGCGGAUGUGGCGCAAUCUUAUAUAACGCGCGCGAAAGUGAAUCCCGCAAAAAAGGACAACGAGAAGCGGCGUCGAAAGGAUGCUAUGCGAAAGGUUUCGCUUAUAUUACGGAAAUGCGACUCCCUGCGCUCCGUCGACGAUCGCCAGUUUCUGGAGAAGCACCCGGACAUGGUGAAGACCACAAAGAAGCGAAAGGAACGCAUCGAGAUCUACAAAGAGCGCGUUGUCGAGAAAGAGGAUGCGCCGCACGUGAUCGAGGCCAAGGUGGAGCAGCUGGCCAACAUCAUCUCCCAGGCGAAGCAUCUCAUCUGCUACACAGGCGCUGGCAUCAGCACGGCGGCCCUCAUUCCCGACUAUCGCGGCAGCAAGGGCAUCUGGACGCUGCUGCAGAAGGGCAAGGACAUCGGCGAGCAUGAUCUGUCCAGUGCGAAUCCCACCUACACCCACAUGGCCCUGUACGAGCUGCACCGGCGCCGCCUGCUCCAUCAUGUUGUCUCGCAGAACUGCGACGGUCUGCAUCUGCGAUCGGGCCUGCCGCGCCACUCACUCUCCGAGAUCCAUGGCAACAUGUACGUGGAGGUGUGCAAGCACUGCAAGCCGAAUGCCGUCUACUGGCGACAGUUUGACACGACGGAGAUGACGGCCCGCUACUGCCACAAGACCCACCGGCUGUGCCACCGCUGCUCGGAACCACUGUACGACACCAUUGUGCACUUUGGAGAGCGCGGCAACCUCAAGUGGCCGCUCAACUGGACCGGGGCCACGCAGCACUCGGAGCGAGCGGACGUGAUCCUCUGCCUGGGCUCUAGUCUGAAGGUGCUCAAGAAGUACACGUGGCUGUGGCAGAUGGACAAGCCAGCGCGCCAACGGGCCAAGAUCUGUGUGGUGAAUCUGCAGUGGACGCCCAAAGACAACAUUGCCAGCAUCAAGAUCAACGGCAAGUGCGAUCGCGUCAUGGCGCAGCUGAUGCAACUGCUGAACAUCUCCGUGCCUGUGUACACCAAGGAAAAGGAUCCCAUUUUCGCACACGCCACACUGCUAAUGCCCGAGGAGUUGCACACGCUCACGCAGCCGCUGCUCAAGAAUGCCGACGAGGAUGAGGCCUUCACCACCACCACGGAAGAGACACAGGACUCGACCAUCUCGACGGAAAGCUGCAGCUUCAGCGAUCUGCCCAUAGGCAAGGGGCCGCGUAUCCGCACGCCCAUUAAGAACGGCAGACGCAUUAAGACAAACCUCGAUCUGCGUCACAAGUUCGUGCGGAGUGUGUGCUCGAACCUAAUAAACGGCAACGAUGCGGAGGUCAAGAUAGAACCAACAUCCAAUGGAGAACUCAAGCUGGACAAUGGCUCGGGGCCUGGCUCUGCGCUGCUGCUGGUGGAAGAGAAGGAGCAGACGACGACGACAACAAUCAAAGUGGAGACUGAACUGAAGCUGGAGGAGGCACUGGACAUCAGCCCCAACCACGAUGACGCCCUGCUCCUCACCACCGUGAAGCAGGAGAUGCAGCUGCUGGAGUUGCUGCCGAAACUGGAGCCGCUCUCGCUCAAGGAGGAAGUGGAAUUUGAUAUGGAGACGGGGAUCAAGACGGGCAUCAACCCGAAAGUGGAGAGCAUGGAACUGCCAAAACUAGUCGCUAUACAGAAGACCCAACAGGAUGAAAGUCCGCGAACGAGUCUGCCGAGUCUCUGCCAACUGCCUGUGGAACUGUUUCUGGAGCCCGUGCAGCUGCCGCCGCUGGUGCCCAUUGGGGCGCCGCUGUCCACACCCUUCAUCGAACCGAAGCACAUACUGCCACCAGUGUUCCAGUCACUCAAUAUACAGAUCCAAAGCGAUGGUGCCACCUGCUCGGCGGACUCCACCACCGAGGAGGACGAAGAGAACGAGCUCUCGCAGAUGGACAUGCUGCGGCAGCACAACGACGAGGAGCUCCUCCGGCAGUUGCCCAGCUGGUACGACGCCAAGUACGCGUAUUCCGGUCUACACAGCAUACUCAUCCCCCCGCCCGAGGAUCUCAACAUUUGGAACUCGCAGGUGGUGCCGAAUUUCGCCAUGAAUCGCUCGGCCGCCAGUUGCGGCUUCUGCUUCGAUCGUUAUGCCGAGCUGGACUGCCAGUUCUAUCGGCAGUGGAACCUCAACCAGCGCAAGCACAAGAAGCGCGCACGCAGCGGCCGCUUUGUAGUCUGCGAGUGCUGUCCGACCAGCGACGAUGAGGAUGAGUACGACGAGAAUAUCUCCCUGGCGCACAUUGCGGCAGCGGAGACGGCCAAGCGUCGCCAGCAGCUGACCACGAGUUUCCCCCGCAAGCUGGCACGCACACAGGCGGGUUGGUAUGGCAAGGGCUACAAGAAGGGUCGCAAGCGCAGAUAGACAGAUCACAGAUGCUCGCUUCAAUAGUAUUUUAGCCAUAGGAACAUAAGUUUAUAGCAUAGAUGGUAGAGAGUCUCCCCCACCCAGCAUAGGGUGGGGGUGUAUAACUUUUACCUUUUUAAUUUGUCUACUUUAUGUACGUCCAUGUCCAAUUUUAAGAUGUUCACUUGUGUGCGAUUUGUGUGGUGUCCUUUUGUCCCAUUUUUAGGGAUCUUUUGUCUUUGAUUUGUGUUCGAUGUUUGUGUAUUUAUUUGGAAAUCCUAUUUAUAAGGAUCCUUGUCACAGCAAAUCACUUUUUAUGCCGCCCCCUUUUACCUUUUAGGUUAAAUAAACAAUAAGGGCAUUCGUUAUGCUAUAACCAAUUGAA
Messenger RNA from Drosophila guanche, 3027 nucleotides. It is a transcript of the gene Sirt7, whose product is annotated as NAD-dependent protein deacetylase Sirt7. NCBI's taxonomy places the organism in Eukaryota, Metazoa, Arthropoda, Insecta, Diptera, Drosophilidae. Gene Ontology annotation, molecular function: NAD+ binding. The record is from RefSeq and is a predicted model, not a curated record. The transcript has 2 exons. The coding region runs from base 258 to 2660 and encodes 800 amino acids.